Nasonia vitripennis (jewel wasp) is the source of this 1910-nucleotide messenger RNA. Its product is annotated as zinc metalloproteinase nas-13-like. Lineage: Eukaryota; Metazoa; Arthropoda; Insecta; Hymenoptera; Pteromalidae. The transcript is spliced from 5 exons. Gene Ontology annotation, biological process: proteolysis. Bases 655 to 1584 code for a protein of 309 amino acids. The record is from RefSeq and is a predicted model, not a curated record. Gene Ontology annotation, molecular function: zinc ion binding; metalloendopeptidase activity.
AGGUGUGAAUUUUGAUAUCCUCCCUUGAUCCGCACACGUUCACUGCCAGUCACGUUUCAGCGCCAUUUUACAGCUUUGAACGUUCGCGCAUGUUAUGUUGCGGCGGUGGUAUUAUAGUUGCGAGAGAGAAAGACGGACAGAGAGAGGGGAAGAAAUUCAAAUGACUUCGAAAAUCGCAAUGUCGUUAUUCGCGCGAGCGUCGCUUACUCUACUCUCUGACAAUAUCCGGUAAUUAUUCCCCGGCGCCUCAAGAGCAGUUGACGAGUCUGCCCGUCGUUGUCCUGAUGUUUCUACUUAGGCAAGGUAGGUACGAGUAUCGUACUUUUAGCGAACUGAAAGCGCAUACUUAGACGGAGGACAUACACUAUACUGGUAUAUAUCUUUGUAACUGCAAGGCCGAUGGAGAGAAAAAGCGCGAAAUACCGACUCUUUGUUCUGGAUGAAACUAUUUACUUAUACUUGUUACUGAACACGUAUAUAGUUGUAGCAACGGAAAGGAUGUUAGAGACGGUUAGAAAGUAUUUGUACAAAAUAAAAACAUCUGAACAGAAUGACCGGCUUCGGCUUUGAAAAGAGAAACUUUUUCAAAGGUCGGUGGAAGGUGGUAUGCGUGGGUAACAACACAACAACAGCGCCAAAAUCAGCUGAGCAAAAAUGGAACAGCGCGGAAUCGUCCUACGAGCUCUCUACUCGGUCCUCCUUCUAUCGGCCACAAGCUCAGCCUGGCCGUUCUACCCGUUGUACCGCGAGAGCCGCGAUGUGUUCGACAACUCGGUGGACAGCGCGAACGGCUUGAUCGCCCACUUGUCCCACCUUGAGGGUCAACUCUACGGCCUGCCGGACAACCAAACCGGCGAGAAGGUCGCCCAGUGGCACGAGGGUAUGGGCGUCAAUCCCGAGGAGUUGGGCGAGUACGCCGAAGGUGAUAUACUCUAUCCGGCGUCUAUGGGACGCAAUGGUGUCAAAGCCGAGACUGCCAGGUGGCCGGGAGGCGUUGUACCCUACAUGAUCAGCCCAUUUUUCAACGAGCAGCAGCAAAGAUUGAUUCGCGAGGCGAUGGCCGACUACCACAAGAACACCUGCAUCAAGUUCAAGCCGUACACGGGUGAGGAAACCGACUACAUUCGCAUCACGGCCGGCAACACCGGCUGCUGGAGUAGCGUCGGUCGCAUCGGUGGUCCCCAGGACGUGAACCUCCAGGUGCCCGGCUGCGUCACCAAGAAGGGAACCGUCAUCCACGAGCUCAUGCACGCCGUUGGUUUCCUCCACGAGCAGAGCCGCUACGAGAGGGACGAGUUCGUCAGAAUCAACUAUCACAACAUUCAGCCGGGUCGCGAGGGCAAUUUCGAGAAGUCGCAGAGGAGCACGACGGACGCCUUCGGCGUCGGCUACGACUACGGCAGCGUCAUGCACUACUCGGCCAACGCCUUUUCCCGCAACGGCCAGCCCACUAUUGUCCCGAGGGGAGGCAACAUUGCUCUGGGGCAAAGGGAGGGCUUCAGCCAACGGGAUAUCCAGAAGAUCCGGAGGAUGUACAAGUGCAGCAGCAAGAGGAGGCGCAGCAGCAGCUUCUUCUUCUUUUAAAUCCACGUCGCUUCCAGGAAAAAAAGGGAAACAACGUAGAAGCUGAGAGAAUCAACUUACCAAAGCAGCAUUACAGAGCAUAAGUCGAACUAAUACCUGUAAUCGAAAUCGAACGUCUAUCCUAGUCUGUACUUUUAGUUCGUAAGUGUUUGCCAAUGUGUGCGUGUAGAAAUUUACUAUGUCUGCAUGUUUGGAUACAUCGAAUCGUUAUAAGGACCUCAGAAUCGAUUGGAUUCUGAUGUACUAGUCCUUGAUGAUUUCUUGAGUUAAUUCCAUUGUAAGAAUAUAAGGACAUAAUACUAAAUACACUUUUAUUGCAAUUGUAA